GAUUCCUGAAGAGUAUUAUAUUUCCUUUCUGGUAUUAUCAAAAUACAGAUAUAAGUAUGAAUGCUGAAUAACAUCAGUAUUACAUUUGUUUAUUUCCUAUUUCAAUUACGAAGAAUUUAUAGUGAAUUUUACAAAUUCAUUCAUUUUGUUCUACGUGUUAUACAUGUACUGACUGCUCGAUACAAUGGUCUGGUAAUAAUAGGAACAUUACCUACAAGAUAUUCUAUAACUAGACACUAGACAUAAAAAAAUAACAUCAGUGUUUUAUAUAUAUGUUAUAACUCGUGACGAUAGUUUACGACAGUUAACGACUCCUGACAACACUAAAUUUCGUUCCGUGUUUCCAGACCUAACCAAAAAACUUUCAGUUAUGGUAUUACACGUAAAAAUGCAACCAAAGUUACUCAAUGUAAAUAGAAUACCUGGUCAACCAAAAAAACGCAAGAAAAUUACUCUUGUAUUUGAUGAAAAGAAAAGACGAGAGUUUUUGAAAGGAUUCCAUAAAAGGAAAGUACAACGGCAAAAGAAAGCUCAAGAGGAGCUGCAGCAACAGUUGAAAGAAGAACGAAAAAAAAUUAAACAGGAAGCACGGGAACGUUAUCAGAAUUUGGUAUCAAGCAGAGAUAUUCCAGAAAUUCAACAAUUAUUAUCUCAACAAGAAUACGAAACAGAAGGGCAUACCGUUAGUAUUUUAGAUUUGAACGUUGCAGAUCUUUUAGAGAAAGAUGUGUUUAUUGGCGAGAAUGAAGGUACUAAUGAAACAGAAGAUGAAGAAGAGGAAGAGAAUAAUCAAAAUAUGGAAGAUGAUGAAGAAAUCGUGGGAAUGACAUUAAACAAAAAGAAAGAAGCUAAUAACUCAAAACAAAAUUUAGUAAAUAAACCAAUUAGUAAUAAAAAAGAUAUAAAACGAGAAAUUAAGAGAGCUGCAUUGAAACGUGUACAAAAGAGUAAAGCAUUCCAACAAAAGCAGAAAUUAGAACGCAACAAGAAUAAAAAAGAAAGUAUAAAAAAACAGAAAAGAGUACAGAAAACUCAGAAGCGUAAUGGAAAAUUUAAGAAAAAGUUAAAUCGCUGAAUUUUUUUCAUUUCACAAUUUAUAUACUGUAAAUAAACAUAAUUUAUAAUAAAUA
This is a messenger RNA of Megalopta genalis, 1130 nucleotides long. RefSeq names its product nucleolar protein viriato (gene vito). Gene Ontology annotation, cellular component: nucleolus. The record is from RefSeq and is a predicted model, not a curated record. NCBI's taxonomy places the organism in Eukaryota, Metazoa, Arthropoda, Insecta, Hymenoptera, Halictidae. Gene Ontology annotation, molecular function: rRNA binding.